AUGCCUCGCAAACGCAUAUAUCGCAGCGAUCUCUUCUCCCAAGAGCAGCUCGCCUCGGUGGAUGCGCUUGAAUCUGCAUUGUGGGAGCUGCAAAACCUCCUCACGAUAGAUAAUUUCAAGCAUGUUUUUCAAGAGCUGUUCGAUAACGAAAGCCCACAUAUUCUUCUCUUGGUCUUGUCGUCGUUGAGUGAGACAACUUCGUUGACGUCGUGGUUAUUGGAGUCUUUUCCCUCCGAACCUGCGGACUACGAUGCGAGUGUCCACUACAAGGCUAUAUCCUGUCUUUCUGCAGAGUUUCUUUCCUCCCCUUUUGUUGAAGACAAGAAAUUAUGUGCGCGAUACCACGAGAUAACUCAGCUCACGCCCAAGGUGUUAAAGUAUCUCGUCUCCUUGCUUCGUCCCAUUGAUAUCGGAUCGGAGCAUCAUAACAAGAAGGGCAAGACCAAACGGUCCCAGAGGAAACUUCAGCAAGUCAAGCAAGAUGACGGCGCUACAGCUUCGGUCAAGAAGUAUUUCGAUGUCCUGAACGUCGAUAUGCCUGAAACGUCGAGCGAAGCAUUUGCCCUCAUGGAUCAUAUACUCCAGAGUCAAAAGGAUAUUCUCAGGUUCUAUCUAGAGCUGCUCCGUCGUUCUGAGAUAUCUGUAUCUCUCAAGGAACGCUGUAUCACCUCUACGUCCACCAUAGAGGGAAAGGACGUUUCAGGAUCUGUGGUCGAGUUACCCUCUACGUAUCCGGUUGUUCAGCAGAUGAAGUCGGCAUUACACUUCGAUACCGCCGAGGGGUUCGGAGAAUGGAGAGUCACCAUAUCCGCAGACGCUGACAACUUUUUGCGGAGCGCCCACAAAAAGGAUUUCUCCAUAUUCAACAUCACCUUGAAGAAGAUAAAGGAACUCUCAUGUGGUCUCUUUUCCGACAACAAUCAAAGGCGUUUAAGUGGAAACGCGACGGAAGUCCCCGUGUUCGAGGCUAAGAUAUCUCAUAACCUCAGACUCAUCUAUCAGAUUGAUAUAAUCCCGGGUGAUGGUGUAGAGCAGCAAGCUAUCAAGAUUUUCGGUAUAUAUACUCAUGCUCAAAUCGACAAUCGUCUCUGGAGUUCUAUCAGCACUCAACUUCGCAAAAAGGGAAAGGAAUAUCAGAAGAGAUGUGUGGUUAGGAAACGUGCAGAUUAUGCCUCGAAGAACAUUUUCACUCCAGCGUUCUUUGCCCCACUACCUGAAGUAUUGCCAUCGGAAGACAUACUAGAUCUACGUCCUGACGAAACGGCCCAGGUUCAUUCAAGACUUGUUGUUGAGAAAUACAUUACAUUUUCGCAACCAUUUUUGAAUACUGUCCUAGCAGAUGUGGAUGCGACUUUUCCUCAUACGGUUUCCACUCAAGAGAAACGUAUCAUAGAGCAUCCUCAGUCCUGCUACGUCAUAGGUCGCAGUGGUACAGGGAAAACUACUACUAUGUUAUUCAAGAUGCUGCUCAUCGAGCGGACGUUCCAACUCAUGGAGUCGAAUUUACCUCGUCCCCGCCAGGUGUUUGUCACGAAGUCUAGAAUGCUUGCUAAGAAAGUACAAGAAUACUUUGCGAAGUUGGUCAGCUCCUUGGCAAUAGCGUCAGAACCGUCUGCUGACGUCACAAACCUACCGAGAGCUCCUCAGUACCAAUCUGAUUUAGGAUUGAUUGAUGUGGAUGAUAUUGUAGAUUGGCGAACUGAUUUGCCAGCCAAGUAUAGUGAACUUGAAGACAGGCAUUUCCCGUUAUUUAUAACAUUUGAUGGUCUUUGCGAGUUGUUGGAAGCUGACAUGGGUGUCACACGUCCUAUUGACACCAAGCGCAUCAUCACUUUUGAGUCAUUUUGCGAGUUCUACUGGCCGCAUUGUUACAAUAGCAGAUUAGAUCCUGCUUCGGUAUUCAGCGAAUUCAUAGGUAACACAUCUAUAUCUUGUGUCAAAGGACUUGACCUGAGUCUCCGUUCAGGCGUCAUUGAAGGAUCAGCAGAGACGCUGAGCGAAGAGAAGCGUUAUCUUAGCAGAGCCACUUACCUUGACCUCAGUAAACGCCAGUACUCCACAUUUUCUGACCAAAGGUGUGAGGUGUACAGACUCUUCGAGUUGUAUAUGCGCAAGAAGAAGUUCCGGGGGGAGUACGACACUGGUGAUCGAACCCAUAGUAUCUUGAAACAUUUCAUGGAGAAAGGUGUCCCGGGACAAGGACUCGAUCAUUUAUAUGUCGACGAAGUACAGGAUAACAUGCUCAUUGACACUAUGGUCUUGAGGCUACUAUGUCACAAUGCGGAUGGUCUCUUCUGGGCGGGAGACACUGCACAGACUAUCUCUGUUGGAAGUUCUUUCCGUUUCAGCGCUUUGAAAGCAUUUCAGUGGAAUAUUGAGGACAAGUACCGAAGAAAGCAUAGAAUUGGGGCUCAGCACCCGCCUGAGAUGUUUCAACUUGCUGUCAACUAUAGGUCCCAUGCAGGCAUUGUUGAUUGCGCGCGUUCCAUCAUCGACCUUCUCAUGACUUUUUGGAACGAUUCCAUUGAUCGUCUUUCUCCUGAGAUGGGAAUUGUAGGCGGGGCCAAGCCCGUCUUUUUUAACAAUAAAGAUCGCGCCCAGCUGGAGCAGUUCAUUUUUGGUGACGGCGGUGAUCCUAUCGAGUUUGGCGCACAGCAAUGCAUCAUCGUCAGGAAUGAAAUGGCAAGAGAGAGACUCCGACAGAAAGUCGGUGAGGUUGGUCUUGUGCUCACCGUAUACGAAUGCAAAGGGCUUGAAUUCAAUGAUGUCCUGCUUUAUAACUUCUUUGCUGAUUCAUCGGCUGACCUCGCACAAUGGCGCUUUGUGCUGAACGCCAUCAAGGAGAGCAAGCAGGACCCUAAGAAUCGGUCUCCUGUAUUUAACCGUAUUCGUCAUGCCAGCAUUUGUCAUGAGCUAAAAUCGCUGUACGUCGCAAUCACCAGAGCACGUGAAAAUAUCUGGAUCGCAGAUGGAUCUGAGAUAGGGGAACUCAUGAGACUCUUUUGGACGAGCAAAGAUUUGAUUAACAAUUACACUCCGAGGUCUGGUGCUCCUCGGCUUGCGUCUUCAUCGACACCAGAAGCAUGGGCUACAGAGGGACGUGAACUUUUCAAUGCGAAGCAAUUCUCGCAGGCCAAGUAUUGUUAUAUCAAGGCCAACUUCCCCUUCCUUGCAUCUGUUGCACAUGCCUAUGAUUUGCGAGCGAAGGCCCGUAAAGUCACUGGCAUAUCAAGACAAAAAGUGUUCGAACGACGGUCUUGUUUUGCAGAGGCAGCCAUUUCGUUCUUGGAAUGUGCUAAGAAGGCCAGCGCGGGCUUGAAAGACUCCAUGACCUAUCUCAGGAUCAGUGGGGAAUGUUUUGAACAAGCUGACCAGAAAUAUCAAGCUGCCCAAGUAUUCUUACGUGCUCAGGAGUACACCCACGCGGCAGAACUGUAUAGAGACAUUGGCAAAUUUGACGAGGCGGUCGAGAUUGUGAAAGCCCAUGAGGAUGAAAUGUCGUCGAAGGUUGUCGAAAAUGUCAUCAAGCUUGCGAGACUAGCAUACCUCUCCAACCAUCAGAUGACAAAGGCCCGCGAACUAUUUCAGUCAGUCGAAGAAGAAGUAGAGUAUCUAGAAGAGAGGGACCUCGAUGUCGCUCUUGCAGACUUGUUGGAGAAAGAAGGUCGACUCAGCAAAGCUGCUGAAUUGCACUACUCCGAGGGUCGCAAAGAACAGGCUAUUGAGCUUUUCCUCUGUCAAACCAAAAGCACAGAUGCUUUGCGUCGAGCUCAAGAAUGCAUUCUCGAAGAGCUUUGGCAUAGUAUAUCUUUUGGCGCUGACCCUAAUGUCGUAAGAUCAGAUCCCACUGUCUUACGGCUAAUGCGCUUUGCUUCACGACUUGAUGCGACUUCUACGAAGUGGACUAAAGCAGCUGAACGGUCAAUGUUUGUGGCCAUCACACAGGACCAGGCAACUCGGCUGCGUGAACUGGGAUUGGAAUUCCACAAGAUGGGCCAUAGUUCAGCAGCCUUGCUAUGCCUCGAUCAAUAUUUUUCUCGGUCCCUUCGAAUUCAAAACAUGACUCUUGUUGACGCAGUUCAAGAACUCAGCUUGUUUUAUACCUAUGUCGGCCUCCUUUCUGCUGCAGCAUUCCGAAUGGAUCCUUGUAGAGAUGUAGCAACUGCGGCAUUGUUUGGUUUUCGGUGGAUGGCAGAGAACGAGUUUGUUGUGCUCCAGAAUACUUGGAUGCACUCCGCAGUUCUCAAACUUCGACCUAGGAAUAUGCUUAGGGAUUCCGACUUCAAUCUCAGGCUCUCAGUACUCGAACUUCGUGUGCUAUUUCGAGAAGUUCUGAGAAGGCAUCUUAAGGAAAGGAUUGCGACCGAAAAUGACGAAUGCGCAAAGAGCAAGGCAUUCCGGCCUUGCCUCAUUUUUGGCGUAUCUGGGUUUUGUAAACGACCUGAAUGCCCGGAAGCUCACGUAUCACCUUCGGUGAUCAACCCUGGUUACUAUAAUAUGCGUAUCCGCUUGCACCUACAACAAAUCUUGAUCUUGCAGUCGCUUAGGGAGAACGCUCAUGCAGACGUGGAAUACAGAGGAACCAAGUUCUGGCUCAACCGUCUUUGCGAUGCUCUUCAUCCUCCUCAUCCUAAGUUUGGUUCCAUUUCCCAUCUCGCACUUUCUACAAUUCCCGAAGCUCAAAAAGCAUUAAACGUCGUGAAAGAUUGGGUGCGAACCGUCGUUUAUGACCGGAAGUGUCACCCCAAGACGAACUUCCUCGCGGAUGUGAUGCGGACAGCUACCUUGGCCUUUACGUUUGAUCGAAGUCAAGCAAGUUAUCUCAGAAAUGCUGCGUAUUUCCGUGAAAAAUACCCUCCGUCCACUUACAUUCGCCGAGGCAAUGUCUUCAUUCCUCGUGAUCUUCUGAACUCAAUGUCGGGAUCUCAAAUAUGGUCUCUUACUGCUGGUUUUCUAUUUGUCGAGCAUGUUGUAAAGCAAAGAUUGCCCAUCAAGAUAGGUGAUCUGUGCGAUUUUGUGGAUUUUCUUUGCAGCUCUGUCAUUCUUUGCGGCCGUCGCUCGGGAAUGUUAUUAUCACCCAAUGUAACGGUCCCUCGUAGCUGGCUCUUGCGCUUUGUGCGUUAUGAUCUGCCGUACUUCAAUGAAGGGAUACAGACAAAUUAUUAUCGCACCCUUCUGGAGCCUAUGCGGGAUCUCCUAGAACAAUUGCGUGCCAGUCAAAGCUGUGAGCAUCUCUUGUAUGGGACUAAGCGAAAUCUCUCAAACGUGUCAUACCGAGUUCGUCAUGUUUUCAUCGCAAGGAUAUUCAAGGCUGUCUGUCUAUUGGGCUACAACAUCCGCGAUGAAUUUCUCCGCAGCGAUAUCAAGAAGAAGAUACUGUCUUUUAGUCAAGAAAGAUCUCCCCUUUAUGAUCGAUACAUCGAUGCAGCCAGCGACUCGUGGGAUAAACUUGCAAAGGUUAUUCGUCGCUCACUGCAAUCCGACACCAUGGAUGAAAUGAUACUGCUCAUUCACCAGAGCAGGGUUCCGGGACAGAGGCAUGCCCUGUUGGGAGUUCGUCAGCUUGUCUACAGCGAUUUCGCAGAUAUCCAAGCGCAGCUUGGUCUCACUCAGGCUGUGCCUGCAACAUCUCCGACUACCUCAUCACAUCUUGAGGUUCCUGGGCAGGUGGCUGAUGGCGAUGGCGAAGUGGAGGAUAUGGAGGAUGCACAAGAAGCUGAAGCUGUCGAGGAGACUGCAGGCGAUGAUGCUGUGGCUGUCAAUGCCAUUCCAGUGCAAGAUAUGACAGCGCCAGAACCCACGGAAAGAGAGAUCGCUGCCGCAUUCUUGAUUCAGCGAGUAUACAGGAGGGUCCUCCGUCAUCGGCGAGGUAUAGCUAAGAGAGGGAGGGCGGGUCUUCACGCACAAAUAUACGCCUCAUGCACCAAGGAAGUAUCUCGGCUUGGUGAUAACCCAGGAUUAUAUCUUCGCCUGUUUCUGGGUCCGCUGCCCCACAUCUUAGUCUGCCUCGAAAUAAUCCGUAUCGAUACACUCAGCCAGAAGAAGAAGAUGAAAAAUGGGCUUAAAGGGCACGAGGCCAGUCCUGAUGAGAUCGCCACCCUUGAUGACUUGUUAACACAGACCAACAAAGCGAACAAGGAUGUAAUCAAACUCCAAACGGAUCUUAGCCCGAGUUCUGCGUUCCAUGAGCGUUGCGACGGCAAGGGACUCAGGAAACUAGUGGAAGAGGCUCACGUUCUAGUUUCUUCUCUCCCUUUCAAAACCUCCUCGGACUUAUCGGAUGACUUGCAUCUUGCUAUUAAAGGAAUCGUAACUGAACGUUCAUCCGCAGGUACACGCAAAAAGCCAACACUCAACAUUUGA
This is a messenger RNA of Desarmillaria tabescens, 6363 nucleotides long. RefSeq lists its product as uncharacterized. The transcript has 34 exons. The record is from RefSeq and is a predicted model, not a curated record. Gene Ontology annotation, molecular function: ATP binding. The coding region runs from base 1 to 6363 and encodes 2120 amino acids. Lineage: Eukaryota; Fungi; Basidiomycota; Agaricomycetes; Agaricales; Physalacriaceae.